GCGAGAGAGAGAGAUAUGGAGAGAAUCAGAAAGAUAGGGCGAGAGAGAGAGAUAUGGAGAACGCUUUGUCUCCGUCGCCGGCAGGUGAAAUCGCGGGAAGAGUAGCCUCUCUGUAUGUCUAUCCGAUCAAAUCUUGUCGAGGGAUAUCUUUGUCUGAGGCUUCUCUCACUCCCACAGGGUUUCGAUGGGAUAGAAACUGGUUGAUUGUGAACUCUAAAGGAAGAGGAUUGACUCAAAGAGUGGAACCAAAGCUUUCCUUGAUUGAAGUUGAAAUGCCUAAACAUGCGUUUGCACAGGACUGGGAGCCCGACAACAACUCUAACAUGGUGGUUAGAGCUCCUGGCAUGGAUGUACUUAUGGUUUCACUAGCUAAACCUGAGAAAAUAGCCGAUGGUGUCUCAGUCUGGGAGUGGUUUGGCUCCGCACUUGAUGAAGGAGAGGAAGCCUCUAACUGGUUUACAACUUUUGUUGGGAAGCCUUGUCGACUUGUUCGUUUUGAUUCAGACUCUGAGACAAGACCUGUGGAUCCAAACUACGCUCCAGGUCACUUUGCGAUGUUCUCAGAUAUGUACCCUUUCUUGCUUAUAUCACAGGGUUCCCUUGAUGCCCUGAAUGAGCUUCUCAAGAAGCCUGUACCGAUCAGCCGAUUCAGACCCAACAUCUUGGUUGAUGGAUGUGAACCAUUUGCUGAGGACUUAUGGACAGAGAUCCUUAUAGACAAUUUCACCUUUCAUGGUGUGAAAUUAUGCUCUCGUUGCAAGGUACCGACGAUAAAUCAAGACACUGGAAUUGGAGGUGAAGAGCCAAUUGAGACUCUGAGGAGUUUCAGAUCAGACAAAGUCUUACAGCCACAGAAGAAACCACAGGGAAAGAUAUACUUUGGACAGAACAUGGUUUUGAAAGAUGGGUUUGGGGAUGGAAUAACAAAAACAAUCGAGAUUGGUGAUUCUGUUUUUGUCCUUGGAAAACUCUCCUCUCCUACUGAAGCAGCAACUUGAAAAAACAAGAAAAUGUGCAUUCUGUACAUUGUGCAAGUUUAUCCGAGGACACCAAGCUUUAUCAGAGCACUUGUAUAUAUCAUUUCUACUGACAAUCAAACCCAAACCUUUAAACUUUAUCAUUAUGAAAAGCCUAUUAAUAUUGGUUAAAACAUUAGUGUGCUC
Molecule: messenger RNA, 1163 nt
Organism: Brassica oleracea var. oleracea
Lineage: Eukaryota; Viridiplantae; Streptophyta; Magnoliopsida; Brassicales; Brassicaceae
Product: mitochondrial amidoxime-reducing component 1
Exons: 8
Coding region: 54-998 (314 amino acids)
Molecular function (GO): pyridoxal phosphate binding; catalytic activity; molybdenum ion binding
Source: RefSeq, a predicted model, not a curated record